Messenger RNA from Didymella exigua CBS 183.55, 3462 nucleotides. RefSeq lists its product as uncharacterized. The record is from RefSeq and is a predicted model, not a curated record. The coding region runs from base 365 to 3253 and encodes 962 amino acids. Lineage: Eukaryota; Fungi; Ascomycota; Dothideomycetes; Pleosporales; Didymellaceae. The transcript has 3 exons.
GCGCAAUCCCUUCUCGUUUCUUCGGAUCCCAACAAUCUUUAAUCUCGUAUACCUACCAAUCACUAACUUACCCUCACAUUUACCCUCUGUUCAGAACCCUGGAACGCUGCGCGCUUCUGCCUCGACCGAAGUCGUGUGCUGACAAUUCUGACACGUAAUACAGUCGACUACCUACAUCCGGGGUCUCAGCAUCGAUUUCCACUUGCUUGCAGGAGCAUUCCUGCGUAAGAAGGCAAUCGGUCACUUUCACUCUGCGCCAGCUCUCGUCAAUCCCUCGAACGUCGUUCCGUUUCCAUGUGCUACACUACGAAUCUUUCAUCAACACCUCUAAAACUCGAGGGGCCCCAAGCGCAAAGUAGAGCACAUGGCGGGCACGAGACGGCAGUCUCGGGCUCGUGAUACGACCAGUGCUCAUCAGCGCCAGCGCUUCACUUCUCGAGUAGGAGCAAUUGUUCCAGAGACUGCGACUACUGCAUCUUCAAAGGCGGUGGAGAUCGCUGGGAGCGCGGAUGAGGCAUCGCCGCGUUCCGAGAGGUCUCCACAACCUGAAACGCCAAUUAACCGGUCAACCACAGCGUUUUGCAAGAGUUGCGACGGCAAGAUCGGCGAGUUCUACAACUCGUGGCAUAGAGCCACUAGCAGCUACCACAGCCCUGCCCUGCUUGGGUCUUACAGAAGUCUUCUACGAAUAUCGGAUCAAAGCAAAGAGGUGUCAGACUCGACAGAAUUAGCAGGAUGUAUCAUAGACCUGACCUGCUGUCCAGGCUGCAGCAACUAUCUUGGCUUUGUAGUAGUCGACACACCUGCAGGUGGCACAAUAUUCCAUGGUCGUGAGUUCUUCAAGCUUCAGCACAUCGAAUUGCGAUGCGAGACGUCCUCAGGAAAAAUUAUUAAAGUAGAACCGCAAGAGAACGUAGCACCAGACCUUGUGGCUCGAGAGAGUACGCCGAGCUCAUCCCCAGCUCCACCCAGAUCUGGCACGGCUACGAUGGAGCUCGAUACUCAUCUAUCAUCCUCGCAUCCGCUCUGGGGUCAAUCUCCGCAUAAAGAGCCACAGCAUCAACGCCAACGAUCCCUGUCAAGGGAGCCCGCACGCCAAUCACUACCAUCGAAUUCAUCCUACCUCCUAUUAGCAGCAUCACGUUCUCCUGUUACCCACAACAUCGCAACUCCAGCUCCCGCUUCUACUACGAUACCCUCGCCGAGAUCUCCUCAAGCUGCGCAGCUGCAGUCUGCAAAUACACCCGGGAGCGCUGCUCCAACUUCCCAAUCGACGUCGACCGUCAAUGGUCUCAAGAAUGGGCACAGCUAUCCUCGGGAUCCGCAUAAAGUACAACUCGAUGCCAUCGAGCGUCUGCAAACACAGACUUCACAGAACACUAGUGCUCUGGCCGCACAAGCACGUACUCAGAUGGAGUCUGCUGACAUCGUCAGGCAGAUUGAAAGCAGUCUGCGCCAUGAGUUCAAGGGCCAACUGCAAAGGCAAGAUCAAGAGUUGAUGAGGAUGACUGACGUCGUCAAUCAACUGAGCCGGGAUCUGCAAGAGUGCCACCAAAACAUGAUGGCUUUGGUACAAGAGGUUCGCGCUAACAGAGCAGAGAGUGCGCGACGUCCCAGCGAAGUGGCGCAGCCAAGUUAUCAGGACGAGGCUCUCGAGCUCAUGGCUCGACGACUUGGUGACGUCAGUCAUAGGACCACCGAUCUUGAGACGAUGAGGGAACAUGUGACGAUAUUGAGUGGCAGGGUGCAGCGACUUGAGUCUGAGUCGCCGGGGACACGCCAGCAACAUCCGUCUCUGCACCAAGCGCAUCCGCUACACCAAUCUGUACACCAGUCUGCACACCCAGUUCAUGUUCCUCAUUCUGCCCCCUCACACCCCAGUCAGGCUCCGCAAUUUCAAACGCCUGCUCGGGCGACCUCGAUACCGCAGGCUGUUCAGCACCGUGAACAGCCUGCCACGGUGGCGCCUACUGAAAAUGCACAGAGGCACGAGCCUGCCCCUAUUCAUAAUGGGUGGGCCACUGUCAACGCUGGUGUCAAGCGGGUGUUUGAAAAUGGCAUGCAUAGCCCGCCGCAACGCGCAAGUCUAACGCCUGGGGACCCAAAACGCCCAAAACUGACUACAGGGGAUUCUAAUGAAGGUCCUGUCAUGACCCAGCAUCCUCCUGAACCAUCACAGAUUUUGCCAUCGCAAGCACAGUCUAUCAUUGCCUCGCAGCCGAUGGAACAACCAGGAUCGUACCCAGGCCCGCAUGUUGUGCCUCACCCAGGGGCGCAUCCGGCACCACCAUCAUCGCAGCCAUAUUUAUAUGGCACGCAAGGCAGCCCAGGAAAACAAAAUUGGCAUACUGACCCUCAACACAUGAUUGACGUGCGUCCAGCUCGUGGCAGAGGCUCCCGAGGCGGCCGAGGACCAGGGAGCAGGGGUGGCCGAACACGCAAAAGCAUGCAGGGGCAGCAUCAUGUGGGAACACCAGAAUGGGAACGCGGUUGGUCAGCCGUACCUGACUCGCAUGGUAGUCCGACCAGCCUUAAAGAUUAUCCUGCGCAUCCUGCCAGGGGCAUCGUGCGACGUGGCGGUGGCGGGGGAACAGUACGCGGUGGCGCAAUGUUGGGCGAGCGCUCAGGCGAGUGGACACCGGAGAUUGGACCGCGCAGCGUCUUUCAGGAUCACGACUCACCCAUCGAAGUCAAGAAGACUAGGUCUAAGCCAAUUAGGAACGAAGAGGGGAUUUUAGUUCGUAAAGAUGGCCGACCGGAUAGACGUUCACAGUCAUCCGCCGCAAAUCUGAGGAAAGUGCACGCGCGCAAGGAGGAGCAGCAGAGAGAAGCAGAAGCAGGAUCCACGCCGACCGGUCUCCACGCCUCGAUAUCCACAGGACCAGAUACGCCAAGCCCGACAGCGCGUGUCCACGCAGAGCCACAUCUCACGGAUAGUGUGCGCAAGAAGCAUAAUGCGAUCCUCGGACGAAUAUUCCCAGACGGCUUGGAUGAUUCUCGAAAGCAGCACGAUUACGCUCACCAAGUCUUCAACGAGGACCGCGAUCACACAGCUCACCCACGUACGCAGGUAUCGCGGACUUCCAAGGCACCCGCGCAGGUCAAGAAGGAGCAGAUCGAGCGCAAUGAAGUUGCAAAGACGCAAGUCUUGGCAGAUGGCGAUGUUGAAAUGGGCGAUGAGGAUAGUCCAACAAAUCACCAAGCAAAUGAGGACAGCCAAACACCGGUCGCCAAUGCGAACGAUAUGCAGUAGCAAGGCGGAGGACAGACUGCUCAAGAGACGGAAAGUACAGGGCAAAAGAACAGUGUGCAUAUCCCAGAGACUCAAGCUACAGAUGGCUCCGCCACUCUUGCAGCUCGGUCGGGGGAGGUUGUGUAAAAUACAAAAGUCGACUAUCCUGCUUCUUCCUGUGUCUGACGUCGAUCCACGAGAUGCCAGUGUUUCCAUCGCUAACUGAGACC